Molecule: messenger RNA, 1408 nt
Organism: Cinara cedri
Lineage: Eukaryota; Metazoa; Arthropoda; Insecta; Hemiptera; Aphididae
Source: the annotation of a GenBank genome assembly
AUCUGAUUAAUGCCGAUUUUUGAAUAAAAUAAUUAAUUUCAAUAUUAUUACUUGUUUUUUUUUCUUCACUAUUGUAAUUACCAGUUACACACUUACCCACUAUAUUAAAUUACAAAAUACUAACUAAAAUGUUUAUAUUGCGAUUCCACUUCAAAAAAUAAUAACAACUUAUGUCUUGCCUUUUCAUUUGUAAGUAUAGAAUUUAUUGAAUUAACAUUUAAUGUGCAUUGUUAGCUAUUCAAUUAUUUUGUAUUUUUAAAUUUAAAAUUCCCGAACGAUCAAAGACGAUAUUUAUAGCUAGAAUCCUUAGGCUUAAGUAAUACGGGAUAGUGGAAUAAAAUAUGUUCUAAGCAUUUUAUGGUAGGUGUUUUAAAAAAUAUACUAUUGGGCGAUGCAGUAUCUAUGCCAAAUGAUUUUAAGAAGUAAAUGUCUAAUUAUCAUACUUAAAGUAUAUUUCAUUAUUAUUUUUUACUAAUAACUUAAAAGCAAUUAUGAUAUUAAUUACAGUAACAAGAAUGUACCAUCAUCUCCAUUAUUCAAAACAAUGGAAGAUUUAGUUUUGAUGGGUACCCCAGUUGAAUAUACCAAGUAAUAAUAUUUUAUAAUAUCUAAAUUAUAUAUAUUUUAAUACAUAUUUCUUUAAAUUUCUGAUUUGCUGUGGGCUAUAGAUAGUAUUAUACAUUAAAAAUAUUUUGUUUCAGCGAAGAUACAAAUUAUUCAUGUUGUUAUAAAACACCUGUAACGCUACAAUAUCAGUCUAAAAGGUAACUAUAAUAAAUAUUACAUUAGAAUAACAUGUUAUUUAAAAGUUAUAUUUUUUAUUUUCAAAUAGGAAAUUAUUUUCCAACAGCUUAGGAUUUCCAAACAAAGUAUUGUGCUCUUUUUCUAGAUUUGCUGAUUUAAAGGAAAAUAAUUUUGGUGCCCCUAGAAGAGCCAAAAAGAAAUUUAACUUAAUAAAAAAAACUGUUAGAUCUAUAUAAAAAAAAAAAAUAUAUCUGUGCAAAAAAAUCACUGACUAGAACAAAAAUGAAUUUGUUGAAUAAUAUUAUUAAGGACCAACAUGACAAAUUAUUACAAACUAAAAUUACAACUAAUUCAAAAGUAUUUAUAUUUAAAUUAAUUAUUUUUGUUUACAGAGUGUAUGAUGUUAUGGUUUUGAUGAAAAUACAACUACAGUUAGGAUCAUGAUAACCCAAUCUGAAAAUUAAUCUAAAUCUCAAGUCACCCCGGCUUAAAAUUAUGUUUUUCAUUUAUUAACGUAACUAUUAAAUUUUGUAUAUUAAACGACUCACUGUGUUUAGAAUAAAUAUAUUAAGACAAAAAAAAUGUGAUGAACAAUAAUUAAAAACCAAUUAUAUGUGUUUUCUAAUAAAAAUGCCCUUAUAUUAUAUACUUGAUUAACCAUUAC